Ziziphus jujuba (common jujube) is the source of this 1880-nucleotide messenger RNA. Its product is annotated as amino acid transporter AVT6A. The record is from RefSeq and is a predicted model, not a curated record. The coding region runs from base 209 to 1591 and encodes 460 amino acids. Gene Ontology annotation, biological process: amino acid transmembrane transport. The transcript is spliced from 5 exons. Lineage: Eukaryota; Viridiplantae; Streptophyta; Magnoliopsida; Rosales; Rhamnaceae. Gene Ontology annotation, molecular function: amino acid transmembrane transporter activity.
UUUUAUGAAGCACUUGAUGAUGAAGAUAAGAGUGCUACGUUAGCAGAACUUUCAGAUUACGCCAAAAGACCCAAAAAAAUCUGUUCCUUUUUCUUAUCCUUUUCCAUAAUAAUAAUAAAAUACAGUUCUUUUUCCUUGCUUAAAACUGUGAAGCAAGGAAGAAAAAAAGGGAAUUAAGAAAAAAAAAAAAAAAAAAAAACUCUGAACCAUGACUAUUGGCACAAAGAAUGCAAACAAUCCAAGAAAAUGCAAGCAACCCAUUGAUGAGAAAUCUGCAUUGUUGCUUGAGAACCAAAGCUUAGGUGAGCAUGCAGGUCAAGAAAUCAAUGGAGCUUCGUUUAUUGGUGCAGUGUUCAAUCUGUCAACCACCAUUAUUGGUGCUGGGAUUAUGUCUUUGCCAGCAACCAUGAAGGUUUUGGGUCUUGGUCUUGGGGUUGCUAUGAUUAUCUUCGUUGCAAUUUUGACCGAGGCUUCGGUUGAGAUGCUGCUGAGGUUCAGCAGGGUUGGGAAAUCAGUGACUUAUGGAGGUGUAGUGGGGGAUUCUUUUGGGAAAGUUGGAAGGGUUUUGUUUCAGUUAUGUAUUUUGGUUAACAAUGUUGGAAUCCUCGUUGUCUACAUGAUAAUCAUUGGUGAUGUGCUUUCUGGAUCUUCUUCAAAUGGAGUUCAUCACUUUGGUGUAUUGGAAGGAUGGUUCGGGGAACACUGGUGGAAUGGCCGUGCCUUUGUUCUGUUUGUUACAACCAUUGCUGUUUUUGCUCCAUUGGCAUGCUUAAAGCGAAUAGAUUCAUUGAAAUAUACAUCUACUUUAGCUGUUGCUCUGGCAGUCGUUUUUCUGGUUAUAACUGCGGGAAUUGCGAUUGUCAAAUUGUUUAAUGGAAGUAUUGACAUGCCCAGGUUCUUUCCUAAAGUGACUGACCUUACAUCAGUGUGGAAACUCUUCACAGUGGUUCCUGUUCUUGUGACAGCAUUCAUUUGCCAUUUCAAUGUGCAUUCGAUAGACAAUGAGCUCGAAGACAUUUCAUUGAUACAACCGGUUGUGCGAACAUCAUUGGCUCUGUGCUCUGCUGUCUACAUAAUGACAAGUUUCUUUGGUUUCCUCUUAUUUGGUGACUCAACUCUUGAUGAUGUUCUAGCCAACUUCGACACCAACCUUGGCAUUCCUUACAGCUCUCUAUUGAACGAUGCUGUUCGUAUAAGCUAUGCCUUGCACCUCAUCCUUGUUUUCCCAAUUAUUUUCUAUCCACUGCGGCUCAACAUCGAUGAUCUUCUCUUUCCUUCAGCUAGGCCUUUGGUUUCUGAUAACCUGCGGUUUUCAUUAAUCAGCAUUAUACUUAUAUCUCUAACCUUCUUGGGUGCAAUUUUUAUACCAAGCAUCUGGGAUGUUUUCCAGUUUACCGGAGCAACAGCAACAGUGUGCAUUGCAUAUAUAUUUCCUGCUUCCAUUGCACUAAAGGAUCCUCAUGGUAUAGCAACAAAGAAGGACAAGAUCUUAUCUAUUUUCAUGAUUGGUCUUGCUGUUUUUUCUAAUUUGUUGGCUAUAUAUAGCAAUGCCAAUGCCCUGUUGGUGAAGAAUGCGAUCCCAAAUGCAUGAUUUUACUUGGAUUCACUCAUUGGCAUAAAAGAAGGAAAGAUGAUAUUUAGGCCAAUUGAAAACCUGAUAAACAGGAUUCAAUGCACUAUCAGCCAGCUCAGCUGUUCCCUCAAAUUGGAUUUUGUCUAUAAAUAUUCAGUCACUUUUCUCUGUAACUAUUUUGAGAUAUUUGAGUUGGAAAAGCCACUGGCAUUCUUUAAUUUUAUGUUCUGUGACAUUUCUUGUAUUUGUAAUAUUAUGCUGUUGUAAACAACAGAUACUGAAAAGUGGCUAAGAGAUUGAUUGAUUA